CUGUAGAGGAGGCCGGGCAGUGGUGGCGCACGCCUGUAAUCCCAGCACUUGGGAGGCAGAGGCAGGCAGAUUUCUAAGUUCGAAGCCAGCCUGGUCUACAGAGUGAGUUCCAGGACAGCAAGGGCUAGACAGAGAAACCCGGACUCGAAAAACCAAAAAAAAUUGUAGAGGAGGCAGACAGCCCCAACUGUUGCUCAGUGGUGUGUGCCCCCUGCUGGGAGACCUGAGGACACAGGUUUGGAAAGGGUGAGGAGGCUCUUCUCCUCCCAGCAUAACAGGGACAACCCUGCUGUGUAGGUGGACAGCAGGUAGUGCCUGAGACAGAUGCUAACUCAUAUGGUCCGUGAAGUGGGGGUGCAGACCUUUCAAGGCAUGUCUAGGAUGAAGAUACCUGAUAAAGAUCCAGCCGGUGCUCGCCUGUGAUCUACACAGGAACCAGACUGUGGGUGAGGACAGGCCGUUCUUCCUGCCACUAGAGGAAGAAGUCUAGUCAGGUCCUCUGGUCAGGAUUCUGCCUCAGGCAGUUCUGUGCCCACAACAGUUUCUGCUCAGACUCCCUGUUCUGCUGCUGAAGAUUAAGGAGUGUGAUCCCAGGAAGGUGGGGCUUGGGGGUGUUCCAUGGGAGUUGCUCCUCUCCUCUGAAAUUCCAUAAUGAAGGCCCAUGUGCUUGUAGGGGUGCUGACCAUGGUGGGCUUGGUGAUGGGGAAGGCUCCGGUCGCCAGUGUCCGUACGUGCCACCAGUGCUUCUUAGAAGACCCUUCGAUAGGCUGCAUUUCUGGCUCAGAAAAGUGCACCAUCAGCCCCUCAUCGCCGUGCAUGGUGAUCACCAUCUAUCAGAAUACUAAGGUUCGCUUCCACAUACGGGGCUGUGGACAGUACCAUUCCUUCCGAUGUCAAGAGAAGCAUAUCACCUACCACUCAGACUACUGGUAUAAGGCUAAUUGCUGCCAGUACGAUUACUGCAACUCCUGGUCCAGUGCCCAGCACCAGAACACUCUGCCUGGGCCCCCAGGAAGUCAUCCAGGCAUGCCCCCGUCCGCGUCUCAGAUAAAACAGUUCUACCAGGCCCUGAACCUCUCUCUGCCUCAGCAUGGCUUCCAUGCUCAUAAGGUGUCUGAGGGCCCGGACUCUUUCAUUCUGCCCCUGGAGCUAGGCUUGUCCAUUGCUGACCUGCGCCAAAUAUACAUGUUUCUCAACAGUUCAGGACUUCUGGUUCUUCCCCAGGCUAGGCCCUGA
Apodemus sylvaticus (European woodmouse) is the source of this 1236-nucleotide messenger RNA. It is a transcript of the gene Ly6g5b, whose product is annotated as lymphocyte antigen 6 family member G5B. Gene Ontology annotation, cellular component: external side of plasma membrane. The record is from RefSeq and is a predicted model, not a curated record. Lineage: Eukaryota; Metazoa; Chordata; Mammalia; Rodentia; Muridae. Bases 652 to 1236 code for a protein of 194 amino acids. The transcript has 3 exons.